CAAUUCCCGAUCCAUUGCUAAAACCUUUCAAGCUCCAUGUCCGCAGCUUCCGACGUUCUUCCUACCAUUCCCGACAAUUGGGACGUCUGCCAGAUCCCCUCGCUCAAGGGCAAAGUGGCGGUAGUCACGGGAUCCAACUCCGGGAUCGGGUACGAGACGGCGUUACAACUGGCACGCAAAGGGGCCCACGUAGUACUGGCCUGUCGAGACGAAACCAAAGGUCUCGCUGCUGCUGCCACACUAGACGAACUUCUCGGUACCGAACCAGAGCGUGGAUCCUUUCAAUUCCUGCAACUAGACGUGGGCGACCUCAAAAGUGUCCGUGAGUUCGCAGAGUCGUUCAAACGGGGUCAUGAUCGGAUAGACCUGCUCAUCAAUAACGCUGGGGUCAUGGGUGGGAGCUACGCGCUGUCAGUGGAUGGAUACGAGCGUCUAUUCGCAACCAACCACUUGGGUCACUUCGCACUAACGGCUCAGUUGUUCGAACUCCUAAAGCAAAGUCGUGCUGGUCGGGUCGUCAACGUCAGUAGCGGACUCCAUAAGAGAGGGGAGGCGAGUUUCAAUGAGGAUGAAAUCAUGGUCACCAGUGAGAGCAAAUUCGGCCAGGUUCAAACGUACGGGGAGACCAAGCUGUGCAAUAUUUUAUUUACGGUCGAGCUGGACCGACGUAUUAAAGCUGCGGGGAUUGAGACCGUCACGGCAGUGUCGUGUCACCCUGGGUACGUGGCGACGAACUUGGGGGCAAACAUGGCGGCGGCCAACAAUAAUUGGCUCUACUGGUUGCUGAUUAAAUUCAUGACGCUGUUACCUGGGGGCAAGAGUCCGGAAAUGGGGGCCAUGCCGACGCUGUACGCUGCUACCGGAAACGAGGUCGUGGGUGGGGACUACAUUGGACCGAAAGACAGAACCACGGGAUCACCAGCUCGCCAUGAACCGGCGAAACUCUGCAAGUCGGAACCUGCUGGGAAGAAGUUGUGGGCGUUCAGUGAGAAGCUGGCAAGCUUGACUUUUGUCGUUGAGAAGUAAGAGGUUUAUAUCCGUACACUUGAAGAGUACACGUAAUAUAGUGUCAGAUUUCGGAGCACUGCUAUACGAAAUGACUCAAAACUGACGCGAGAGAGGAUUAGUACAUGCAUCUGCUUUUGCUUCUUUCUUUAAUAACGCUCUGUCCCCUUAUCUACGA
This is a messenger RNA of Phytophthora nicotianae INRA-310, 1183 nucleotides long. RefSeq lists its product as hypothetical. The record is from RefSeq and is a predicted model, not a curated record. NCBI's taxonomy places the organism in Eukaryota, Oomycota, Peronosporomycetes, Peronosporales, Peronosporaceae. The transcript has a single exon. The coding region runs from base 37 to 1026 and encodes 329 amino acids.